Molecule: messenger RNA, 1623 nt
Organism: Vollenhovia emeryi
Lineage: Eukaryota; Metazoa; Arthropoda; Insecta; Hymenoptera; Formicidae
Exons: 2
Coding region: 1-1623 (540 amino acids)
Cellular component (GO): nucleus
Molecular function (GO): DNA binding
Source: RefSeq, a predicted model, not a curated record
AUGAGGAAUUAUAAGAAAAAAAGUGACAAAGGAAAAACUUCUGAAGUGGUCAUUAAACAGGCUGUCGAAGCUGUAACUUUAAAAAACAAUACAAUUGCGAAAACAGCAAAAGCUUACAACGUUCCUUUGCGGACUCUUGAGAGGUAUUGCGCAAAAGCGAGGAAAAAUAGUGAAGUCGCAGGAAAACCAAUCUCUACAGAAGUUGUGCAAGAACUCCAGCCUGGUUACUUGAAAAUUCGACGAGUAUUCGACGCUGAGAAAGAAAAUCUUCUGGUUGCUUAUGUGAUGAAAGCUGCAGACAUUUAUUACGGACUAUCGCCUAAAGAAAUCCGUAAGCUGGCAUUUCAAUAUGCACAAGUCGCAAACAUUAAAAUGCCGGAGUCUUGGAGCGAUAAAAAGAUGGCAGGUGCUGAUUGGUUCACGUCUUUUCUAAAAAGACAUUCCACGCUGUCCAUCAGAACACCUGAAGCGACUAGUUUGGCUCGGACAUCGAGUUUCAAUCCAACGAACGUCGAGAAAUUUUUUUAUAAUGUAAAAACAGUCCUGGAGCGAGAGAAAUUUGAGGCGAGUGAUAUAUGGAAUGUAGACGAAACGGGAGUCACCACAGUACAAAAGCCUGAUCGUGUUGUUGCUCGUCGAGGAUUCAAGCAGAUCGGCAAAAUUACGUCUGCAGAAAGAGGCACUUUAGUGACCAUAGCUGCUGCAGUUUCGGCGGCUGGCAACUCUAUUCCUCCUUUUUUUAUUUUUCCGAGAGUCAAAUUCCGCGACCAUUUUAUACGUGAUGCUCCAACUGGUAGCGCAGGAGAUGCUAACCCGUCUGGGUGGAUGAACGAAGACUCUUUCGUAAAGUACGCUCAUCAUUUUGUAAAGCACGCUAGACCUUCGACACAGCGACCCGUGCUUCUUCUUCUCGAUAAUCACGACUCACAUUUGUCGGUAGAGGCUUUGGAUUAUUUCAAAGAGAAUGGGGUCACUGUAUUGUCCUUUCCUCCGCAUUGCAGUCAUAAGCUCCAGCCCUUGGACUGCAGCGUGUAUGGUCCAUUCAAAAAAUACGUCAACUCUUUUUCUGACUCUUGGACAAUGAGAAAUCCCGGAAAAACAAUGUCGAUCUACGAUAUUCCGGGUAUCGUCAACUGUGCUCUUCCUCUUGCUUGCACGCCUUCCAACAUUCAAGCAGGAUUUCGAGUUGCGGGAAUUUGGCCCUUCAACGAGCACAUUUUCACUUUAGCAGAUUACCUACCAGGAUACUCGACAGAUCGACCAAACCCAAGUGAGAAGCAAGGAGAAAAAAAUGAUGGAACAUCUAAUGGAGAAAAAGCCACAUCGCUAGACAACUCAUGUUCAUCUGUUUUGCCGGAAGAAGUGAGGCCACUCCCCAAAGCUGACAACAGAAAGACGGAUGCGACAAAAAGAAAAGGCAGAAAACGUAGGCACACUGCGAUUUUAACAGACUCUCCAGUAAAAGCAGCGUUAAGAGAAGAAAAACAGAAAUUAAUCGAAAAGCGCGCUGCAUCGGCAGUUAUAAAGGCUAGAAACGUUGUCGAAGCAGCAAAAAAGAAAGAAAAAACGGGUAUUUCCACUGCCAAAAACUUCACCAAAAAUGCAAAAAACGCGAAAAAAUAA